Messenger RNA from Exophiala xenobiotica, 2161 nucleotides. RefSeq lists its product as uncharacterized. The coding region runs from base 148 to 1986 and encodes 612 amino acids. Gene Ontology annotation, molecular function: hydrolase activity. Lineage: Eukaryota; Fungi; Ascomycota; Eurotiomycetes; Chaetothyriales; Herpotrichiellaceae. The transcript has 2 exons. Gene Ontology annotation, biological process: GPI anchor biosynthetic process. Gene Ontology annotation, cellular component: endoplasmic reticulum. The record is from RefSeq and is a predicted model, not a curated record.
ACGCAAACAACAUCUCAGCAUCAGAAGAUGUUGUGGUAUCCUUGACGCGAAACGACCCUUAGUCUGAAAGCUGAGCAGCCGUUUAAUGCUCAGUGUUUUAUUCCUUGCGACAAUGAGCGACGGAAAUCUGCCCUCAAUCCUAGAGAAAUGAAAACCAAUCCUGGCAUAACAUACAACACGUUUGCCAGGAUAAAAAGCCGCAUCUGGAAUCUCCCAUGUGCUCUGGUACUGAUAUGGGUGCUGGUCUUGGUAUGGGGAGAACGAGUUGUCUUCGAUAGAAGCGUCAAACAGUGUCUCUGGCAAGAGUGGGAGUCCUGGCCGGCUCAUGCUCAUCCACACCAUGUGCUCCUCAUUGCUGACCCUCAGCUUGUCGAUCCCCAUACCUAUCCGGACCGACCGUGGCCUCUCUCAACCCUGACCGUCGCAUACACCGACCGCUACCUUCGGCGCUCCUACCGCUACCUGCAAGAACAGCUCAGACCAGACGCAACCCUAUUCCUAGGCGACCUCUUCGACGGCGGACGAGAAUGGGGAACGACGGAAUCAUCCUCGCCCGAGCAACGGUACAAGAAAUAUGGCACGGGGUUCUGGCUGAAAGAAUACAUUCGUUUCUCCAACAUCUUCCUGCGCUCAUGGUACAAGGGCCAGCCAGCGAGCCUGGCCGAACCCGAGGGCCGUCGUAUACUCGCCUCGCUCCCAGGGAACCAUGACCUAGGGUUCGCCGCCGGCAUCCAACAGCCCGUCAAGGAAAGGUUUGACGCCUAUUUCGGGCCCCUCAACCGCAUCGACAUCAUCGGCAAUCACUCAUUCAUCCAUCUCGACACAGUCUCCUUGAGUGCCAUGGAUCAAGUCGACCCCGAGACAGGCAGUUCGGGUGCGGGCGACAGCAGCGCCGAGGCAACAGCGUCCAGCAAGAUCUGGAAACCUGUCGAGGAAUUCCUACAGAACGCGAAAACAACAAGAGCAAAAGCCAUCCAACACACCUGCGAGACACGCUUCAAUCACAAACCGUCCGUCCACUCGCCGCUAUUCUCUCCAGACCUGCAACCUGCCGACCACUUCGACCAAUCCACAUCCCCUCAACCACGCUCUCAGGUAUCAUCAUCUCAAUUUCCAACAAUCCUGCUGUCACACGUCCCCCUCUUCCGCUCCGGCACGACUUCAUGCGGGCCUAAUCGCGAACGCGGCUCUUCCAUUCCGCUCCAGGCAGGUUACCAGUACCAGAACGUGCUGACGCCCAUGGUGUCUCAAGACAUCGUCAAGCACCUGACCGCUGAGGAGAUCACUAUGGUCUAUUCCGGCGAUGACCACGACUACUGCGAGAUCGAACACAAUGAGUUCACGGGCCGCAUCCGUGAAAUCACGGUGAAGAGCAUGAGUUGGGCCAUGGGUAUUAGAGUGCCAGGCGUGCAGCUCGCCAGUCUGUGGAAUCCUGUCGACCUGGACAGACUCUAUAGGCCCACAGACGACGGUGCUGCGCUAGCCACACCGAGAGACACGGUCCAAAACCACCUCUGCCUGCUCCCCAAUCAAUUGAGCGUGUUCAUUAGAUACGCGCAGGUCCUUGGUGUUACGAUACUCGCGCUUUCAGUGCAUGCCAUUCGGUACAAGCCCGGAGCGAUGAGUGAGUAUCAUCGCGACAAAUCAGAACCGUUGCUGCCUAUCACCCGCGAGCGCGACAAUGGACACGGCAAUUCGAACACAUCGCAAACGUGCUCGUCCGUGCGCAAGGAUGACGAGAACCUUUCGACGCGCAAGAUGGGCGGCUGUGGCUACGGGAAUAUACCGGCGAGUUCAAGGACGCCGUCCCCCUCGAAGCCGCGGCAAUCUGAUGAUGACGAUGAGCGUUGGAGAAUGUUCCGGGCAAAAUAUGCGGCUUCAAGGCCUAAAAUACCCCGGAGUCGACUCGAGUAUUUCGCCAGGUCUAUGUGGCAGGUUGCAUGGCCCGUUCUACUGGUUUAUUUCUGGUUGAUAUGCAAGGGUUAGGGUAUUGAGUGUACUACUGCUUGCCCACUUAUUGCAGAAUUGUAGUGGAAUAGUACAACUGACACAGAGAAACGCUGGUUGGGAGCUGGAAACCUCCAGAAGCUAUCAAGACAAGGACUGUCGCUCGAAAUUACAUCUAUCGCCUUGCAAGGCCAAAUAAUAAUUACUUCUUGCC